Messenger RNA from Bombus huntii, 429 nucleotides. RefSeq lists its product as uncharacterized. Gene Ontology annotation, cellular component: mitotic spindle pole body; half bridge of spindle pole body. The record is from RefSeq and is a predicted model, not a curated record. Lineage: Eukaryota; Metazoa; Arthropoda; Insecta; Hymenoptera; Apidae. Gene Ontology annotation, molecular function: calcium ion binding; microtubule binding. Gene Ontology annotation, biological process: spindle pole body duplication. The coding region runs from base 1 to 429 and encodes 142 amino acids. The transcript has 3 exons.
AUGUCAACUAUUACAAAGAAUGUUCGUACGGAAAAUUUAAAGAGACGCUUAAAGGAAUCGUUUUGUUUAAUGGACACUGAUACUGAUGGUUAUUUAGAUUAUCAUGAAAUGAAAGCUGCAUUAAAAGCUUUGGGAUUUGCAGUAAAAAAAUCUUACAUUUUAUCUAUUAUACGAAUGUAUGACAAGCUAUCAGAAAAGUUAAAUAAGCGAAAACCUUUAGAUGAAAUUAAAUAUGUGUUCAAAUUAUUUACAAAUGAGACUGCAAAUGACAAGAUAACAGUAGAAGAUCUCCAAAAACUUAAUAAAAAGCUUGAUUGUAAUCUGACUAAUGAGGAAAUGGAACUUAUGAUUAAAGAAUUUGAUUUGGAUCAAGAUGGUUCUAUUGAUCAAAGUGAAUUCUUGGAUAUUAUGGCAGAUCUGACAUUUUAA